AUGCAACGCCACCACAGACAGUGCUUCACACAGACAGGUUUGCUACAACGCAACCAGAAUAGCCAUCUUGGAUCACUGUCAGAUAUGGGUACUUCUACACCAAAAGCUGCAGCUCCCCCGACACGAUACCAACGUACGCAUAACGUUGGCCAGCUGCAUAAGCCAUUCAAAUGCCCAGGAUCGGCUUCCCAUGUGGCAGCGACAGAAAGACCUUCGCGAAAACGGAAGCGAGUCGACUACAGAGGCUCUGAUGCAAAUGCUGAUGAUGACAAACCGUAUACCAACGAGGCCCGACUGGCACUGGCAACGCGGGAUGCCAAUCGAUUCCCGGUAUUCCAAGCCAAAGAUAAAACAACGAUGUUUCGCAAGGCCUUUUCCGUUCCUAUGAAGGAUAAAUCUGGCGCCCACUACAGCCCAAGCAGACCUCCGCCGACUCUGGGUCUGAGACGAGGAGCUGUAUUUGUCGCCAAGCCUUUGCAUGACCCAAGCGGAGAGUUCGCGAUUGUGCUCUACGACCCUACUAUUGAUGACAAACCGAAAACCACUGAACAACCCGCCCCGGUGCCUGAUAGCAAAGAGCCCGAAAAUUCACAAACACUUGACUCUCCCCUUGUACACAAAAGCUUGGCCGAGAUCUUAGGAAUCAAGAAAAACGUCGAAAAGGAACAUCCGCGUGUCCCAGUCGUCAUUGACCCCAAAUUGACCAAAAUUUUGCGUCCUCAUCAAGUUGAGGGUGUCAAAUUCAUGUAUCGCUGUGUUGCUGGCCUCAUAGAUGAAAAGGCGAACGGGUGCAUCAUGGCAGAUGAGAUGGGCCUUGGAAAGACUUUGCAAUGCAUUACACUUUUAUGGACAUUGCUAAAGCAAUCACCAGAUGCCGGGAAGCCAACCAUACAAAAAGCUAUUGUCGUCUGCCCUGCAAGCUUGGUGAAAAACUGGGCCAACGAAUUGACAAAGUGGCUCGGUGCUAAUGCCAUCACUCCUUUUGCAAUCGACGGGAAAGCCUCCAAGGAGGAAUUGACGCGCCAACUCCGACAGUGGGCUAUAGCAUCCGGGAGGUCGGUCACACGGCCUGUUAUUAUUGUAUCAUACGAAACAUUGCGGCUGAAUGUGGAAGAACUCAAGCAUACGAAAAUCGGUCUGCUUUUCUGUGACGAGGGCCACCGCCUUAAGAACGGAGAUAGCAACACAUUCAGCGCGCUGAAUAAUUUGAAUGUAUCAAGACGUGUCAUCUUAACAGGUACCCCUAUCCAGAACGACCUAACAGAGUACUUUUCUUUGACAAGUUUUGCGAAUCCGGAUCUACUCGGCUCUCGACUUGAGUUCCGAAAACGCUUCGAAAUCCCUAUCCUCAGGGGCCGUGACGCAGAUGCUUCGGAACAAGACAAAAAGCGUGGCGAUACUUGUACGUCGGAGUUGCUUGGAAUUGUCAAUAAGUUCCUCAUCCGCAGAACAAACGAUAUUCUGUCCAAGUAUUUGCCUGUCAAGUACGAGCACGUUGUCUUUUGCAACCUUGCACCAUUUCAGCUCGAUCUUUACAACUAUUUCAUCACCAGUCCUGACAUACAAGCUUUGCUGCGAGGGAAGGGGAGCCAGCCCUUGAAGGCAAUCAACAUCCUCAAAAAACUUUGCAAUCACCCGGAUCUUCUCAAUCUAGGUGAAGAUUUGCCGGGCUCUGAAGAUCGCUUUCCUGAGGAUUAUGUUCCGAAAGAAGCUCGUGGGCGAGACCGCGAUAUCAAGCCGUGGUACUCCGGGAAAAUGCAGGUUUUAGCUCGCAUGCUGGCUCGCAUUCGUCAAGAUACAAAUGACAAAAUCGUUCUAAUCAGCAACUAUACAUCGACACUAGAUUUGUUCGAAAAACUCUGUCGAUCACGCCAAUACGGAUGCCUACGCCUUGAUGGCACGAUGAACGUUAAUAAGCGUCAAAAGCUUGUGGACCGUUUUAAUGACCCCGACGGCGAUGAGUUUGUGUUUCUGCUGAGCAGCAAGGCGGGCGGCUGUGGCAUUAACCUGAUCGGUGCAAAUCGACUUAUUCUCUUCGAUCCGGACUGGAACCCGGCCGCCGAUCAACAGGCUCUAGCACGUGUGUGGCGUGACGGUCAGAAGAAGGACUGCUUCGUCUAUCGGUUCAUCGCUACUGGUACGAUUGAGGAAAAAAUCUUCCAGCGCCAGUCGCACAAACAAAGCCUUUCGUCAUGCGUGGUAGACUCUGCAGAAGACGUUGAGCGCCAUUUCUCUCUCGAUAGCCUCAGAGAACUCUUUCAGUACCGAUCUGACACAAGAAGCGAUACGCACGACACAUUCAAAUGCAAACGAUGCCGGCCAGACGGCAAUCAAUACAUCAAAGCUCCGGCACUCUUGUACGGCGAUACAAGCACAUGGAAUCAUUUCACCAAUGAUGGUUUGAAGCCUAUUCAAGAUCUGUUGCUGAGACAGGAGCACGGGGAACGUGACGUGUCUGCUGUGUUCCAGUAUAUAUCUCACUAG
Molecule: messenger RNA, 2484 nt
Organism: Akanthomyces muscarius
Lineage: Eukaryota; Fungi; Ascomycota; Sordariomycetes; Hypocreales; Cordycipitaceae
Exons: 2
Coding region: 1-2484 (827 amino acids)
Biological process (GO): reciprocal meiotic recombination; double-strand break repair via synthesis-dependent strand annealing
Cellular component (GO): nucleus
Molecular function (GO): DNA translocase activity; ATP-dependent chromatin remodeler activity; ATP binding
Source: RefSeq, a predicted model, not a curated record